This is a messenger RNA of Loa loa (African eye worm), 312 nucleotides long. RefSeq lists its product as hypothetical. NCBI's taxonomy places the organism in Eukaryota, Metazoa, Nematoda, Chromadorea, Rhabditida, Onchocercidae. The record is from RefSeq and is a predicted model, not a curated record. The transcript has a single exon. The coding region runs from base 1 to 312 and encodes 103 amino acids.
AUGUUCAACGUCUCAAUAGUCGAACAACCAACGGGAAGAGAAGAAAUGCCUGAUGAUAGAUUGAUGUCGUUGAAGCCAUCCUUACCACCACCGCCACCACCAUCACCGCCUCUUUUACCUGCUCCUCCUUCAUCAUCCUCUCCAAACUACCGAUCUACUGGUGCUAUUUCCUUCGUCACAACUUACACACCACAUACAGAUACAUAUACAAAUACACACACGCUGACCCAACCAACCAGUCAUUUGAAUCAACCAAUUAACCCAACCCAACCCAACCAACCAACCAACCAACCAAACCAAUCAGUCAUUUAA